Messenger RNA from Triticum turgidum subsp. durum (durum wheat), 741 nucleotides. The record is from the annotation of a GenBank genome assembly. Lineage: Eukaryota; Viridiplantae; Streptophyta; Magnoliopsida; Poales; Poaceae.
AUGCAGAUCCUCCGUCGGAACCUUCUCGAAGCUUCCUGCCGCCUCUCCUCCCUCCUCCACUCUCCACCUCCCGCCGCCCACGCACACGCCCAUGCCGUCGCCACCCUCUCCGCCGCCCGGCGGGAUCCGUCCACCGGCUCCCUCGCCACCACGCCGUGGGCCGCCACGCAGCGCCGCGGCGCGAAGAUGCUCGGCUCCGACGUGAAACUUGGAAAUGUGAUACAGAGAAAAGGCCGCAUUUAUCAGGUGAUAAAAUCGCAUCAUUCACACCAAGGAAGAGGAGGAGCCACAAUACAGGUGGAACUGAGGGAUGUUGACACUGGUAACAAAAUAGUUGAAAGAUUUCGUACCGACGAGGCUCUUGAGAGAGUUUUUGUUGAGGAUAAGCCUUUCACAUAUCUGUAUCAGGAAGGAGACAACGUGGCACUUAUGGAGCCUAACACGUUUGAGCAACUCGAGGUUUCAAAGGAACUGUUUGGCAAAAACGCUGCAUAUCUGAAAGAUGAGAUGAAGGUAACUCUACAAUUUUUUGAUGGCCGAGCGUUGUCUGGCUCAGUGCCUCCUCGUGUGACUUGCACUGUUGUUGAAGCACAGCCUAAUGCAAAAGGCCUAACUGCUACACCUCAAUAUAAGAGGGUCUUGCUGGAUAAUGGCCUUACAGUACUUGCCCCGCCUUUUGUUGAAGUGGGUGAGAACAUCAUUGUUAGUACUGUGGAUGAUUCAUAUAUGACUAGGGCCUAA